AUGAUGGUAGGGAGUAGCAGUGAAAAAAAGAUACCACUAUAUGAUGAACAGAAUGACUAUAUAAAUGAAGAUCAUAUCAGUGAGUUUGCGAAAGCGUUAGUAUGGCAGGACUAUGAUGACGUAUCGACUACAGCACCAACAACUCCAUUAAAUGGCCCACUUGACAUGGGUGAUCUAUCACUGCUGGGUGGUGAACUCGGCAAUGGUUCUGACGAUGUUGUUGUUGGUGACGACGACGACGACGAUGAUGAUGAUGAUGAUGAUGAUGAUGAUGAUGAUGACGACAAAACUAAAUACUCUUCGCCUCAGCUAAAAGCAGCUCAAGAGAUUAAUGACGAAGCUACAGAAAUUGGGGCAGUUCCAGCAACCACAAAGCCUGACUUAAUCUCUUCCAAAAAUGACUGGUUCCCCAUCAACAGCGAAAACUUAAACCCAAACUCAAAACGAACUAAAUUUGCAAAAUCCUCAAAAUCCUCCAAAUCAAAAAGUACGUCGCCUAUAAGGGCUUUGCAGAACGAGUUUCGAAAUAGUGCCUCGUUCACAUUGUUACGAUGGCCAAUCUUAACAUUUGUCGUGAUAUGGGUAACAAUUUUGGGCUUUCUAUACUUGGCAGUCCGUGUUUAUGUAGCUUUACUGGAGUACUUCUUCACAUGGACCGGGGAGAGGAAAAGAUUGAGAGACAAGUUGAGACAGUCAACAACAUACAAGGAGUGGAUUGAAAAUGCCAAAGAAUUGGACAAGUAUUUGGGCCUAGACAAAUGGGCUACAAACCCUAAGUUUUCGUACUAUGACUCUCAAACAGUACAACUCACUAUAAAUAAAUUGAAGAAAGCACGAUUAAACAAUAGCAUGCCAGAGUUGUUGAUUUUACUUCAAGGGUGUCUCAAGAGAAACUUUGCCGGCAUUGAAAAUCGUCAAUUGUACUCUCAUAUGUACUAUGGUACCAAGAACUUGGUUCAAGACUAUUAUAAGGAAGUUGUUAUUUGCAUCAACAAGGUUAUUGAGUCUAAUGAAAUCAAUUCUGAGACAAAAUAUAAAUUUUUCAAAACAGUGCUGCAAAACUUUGGUAAGUCAGCAUUAUGUCUCAGUGGUGGUGCGUGCUUUGCGUAUACACAUUUUGGUAUCGCAAAAGCCUUGCUAGACCAGGACUUGCUUCCCAAUAUUAUUUCAGGAACUUCUGGCGGGGGGCUUAUUGCUGCUCUACUUUGUACGAGAACAAAUGAGGAAUUGAAAAAACUUUUGGUUCCACAACUCGCGAGGAAAAUCACCGCGUGUGAGGAUCCAUGGUAUGUGUGGAUUCCACGAUUGCUCAAGACUGGAGCUAGGUUCGAUUCGGUAGCUUGGGCGCGAAAAUCCAAUUUUUUUACCAAAGGAUCAACAACUUUUGAAGAAGCAAUGGCAAUGACAGGAAGGAAAUUGAAUAUUAGUACCGUCCCAGCUGACCCUCAUUCGCCCGUCAUUUUGUGUAACGAUAUCACUUCACCUCAUUGUAUCAUAUGGUCAACAUUACUUGCAUCUUCAGCGGUUCCAGGUAUCUUGAACCCUGUGGUAUUGAUGAUGAAGAAUCCAGUUAAUGGUGCAGUUGUACCAUUUUCCUUGGGAAGUAAAUGGAGAGAUGGCUCUCUAAGGACAGAUAUACCUAUCGAUGCAUUGAACACUUAUUAUCACGUCAACUUUACUAUUGUUUCCCAAGUCAACCCUCAUAUCUCAUUGUUCUUUUUUGCACCAAAGGGCACAGUCGGUAGACCUGUUUCCAUGUCGAAAAGGAAGACCGCAAAGGAAAAGUUUGCAUCAUUCCGAGGGGGGUUUAUUGCCACGGCAUUGGAGCAAUUAUUCAGACUUGAAAUAAAAAAGUGGCUCCAAAUUGUGAAAUCCUUGGACUUGCUACCACACGUUUUACAACAGGAUUGGUCGAAUGUAUGGUUGCAAAAUUUCACGGGUACCAUCACCAUUUGGCCAAGAAACCGUUUAAUUGAUUUCUGGUAUAUUCUCUCUGAUCCGAAUGAAAAACAAAUGGAAGAAAUUAUAACAAAGGGGGAACGAAGCAUGUACCCGAAAAUUCUUUUUAUCAAAAAUAGACUUUCAAUAGAAAAGGCGAUCGAGAAAGGUAGAAAAACAUCUACUGCAGAAUUGAGGGAAACGCAAAUGAAUGUGGCCUUGGCAUCUGAUGACGAUGAGGACUAUGUACCAAGCGAUUACAGUUUAGCUAAAUUCAAGGAUCGUAUUGGGGUUACUAGUAAAGAUUUUGACAUGUUGGGUAGCACACUCCGCGAUGACGAUGCUGAUGCUGACGUGGAUGAGGAUGAUAAUGAAGAUGAAGAUGAAGAAGAUGAAGACGAAAACGAUUACGAGGAAUAUGAUGUGGAGGAUCUAGAUGAUCCUUAUGAAAGCGAUGCUUUUGACCCUCAUAUUGUUCUGACCAAGGAAAGACGCCAUACUGUAUAUUGA
Lodderomyces elongisporus is the source of this 2448-nucleotide messenger RNA. RefSeq lists its product as uncharacterized. Gene Ontology annotation, molecular function: triacylglycerol lipase activity. Lineage: Eukaryota; Fungi; Ascomycota; Pichiomycetes; Serinales; Debaryomycetaceae. The record is from RefSeq and is a predicted model, not a curated record. The transcript has a single exon. The coding region runs from base 1 to 2448 and encodes 815 amino acids. Gene Ontology annotation, biological process: lipid metabolic process.